This is a messenger RNA of Cyprinus carpio (common carp), 6841 nucleotides long. Its product is annotated as inactive ubiquitin carboxyl-terminal hydrolase 54-like. The record is from RefSeq and is a predicted model, not a curated record. The transcript is spliced from 30 exons. Bases 931 to 6159 code for a protein of 1742 amino acids. Gene Ontology annotation, molecular function: cysteine-type deubiquitinase activity; G protein-coupled receptor activity. Lineage: Eukaryota; Metazoa; Chordata; Actinopteri; Cypriniformes; Cyprinidae. Gene Ontology annotation, biological process: protein deubiquitination; visual perception; G protein-coupled receptor signaling pathway. Gene Ontology annotation, cellular component: membrane.
UACAGUACCAACUAGCUCCAGCAGAUGGUAGCAAAUCGGUCCUCAAUACGAGGGGAACCCUGUUAUCGCGAUAACUGCAUGCACAGAGAUCUUCGCUAUCGCGAGAUCUUCAUGUAUUGGCUGUGGCGCUGGAUGGCGCUGGUGGAAAUUUGGAAAUGUGCGGUCAAGAUUUCUCACGGGUUGAGUUGAGCUCGGGCAGGACGCGAGACUGACUGCAUCUGUGUGCGACCUGUAAGAAUCCCAGUGCCCUCUGUGCGGUUGCCAAGGUAUCUCCACGACUGCGGAUCCUGGCAGUGUGGCACUGGAACUGUGCCAUUUAACGGAAUUAAAAGGGGAUUUAGGAAGAUGCGUGUGUGUUUGGGGGGGAUUGGUGGCCAGCAGAACUGGGAGAUCAGCUGGGCUAAGAGAGAACAUAUUGAGAAGGCUGAGAGGUGAAGAGUAGUCGGCGGACAGAAAGUGGACAUGGCAACGUGAGGACAGUGUCUUGGAUCACAGCCACACUUACUAUAACAAACCCUGCAACAGUCACACAGCUGGUUUUAACCAGGCCAGUCAUUACGUUUGACCCCAUUUUACCAUCUCAGGUGUGGGAAGCAAUUUAGUCGCGACAGACAGACAUUACUGAGAUUCUCCCGCUUCCCUCGAGAGAAAACAUCACUUUUAUAUUCACACCUGUGACCAAACUCCAGCAGAUUCCUUCAUUAUAUUUUUUGUUUCGUAAUCACUGACCAAACCCUCUUUCAUGGGAGUAACAUAGAGACCAGCCCAGCACAGACACUAUCUGCUCUAUUUCUCUCUUGCAUUUACACACACACACACACACACUCAUCUGCACCGUGUUCAGGAUGCCCUCCUCCUCCAGCGUGAGUAGCUGGGGAAGGACGCGGCUCUUGUGGUGAUUGGAGUGGGGAGCGGAGCAGAUCUGGACCCAUGUCGUGGAAGCGGAACUACUUUGCUUCAGGCAGCAGUGGGCUGCAGGGGAUGUUAAACCCACGCACCAUGACCUCCAUCGCUCCCAGCAAAGGCCUGAGCAAUGAGCCGGGUCAGAACAGCUGCUUCCUGAACAGCGCACUGCAGGUCCUUUGGCAUCUCGACAUCUUUCGCAGAAGCUUUCGGCAACUUAACACCCACAAGUGCAUGGAGGACUCGUGCAUCUUCUGCGCUCUGAAGAGCAUCUUCGCCCAGUUUCAGUUCAGCAGUGAGAAGGUGCUCCCAUCGGACGCUCUGCGCAGCGCUCUGGCCAAAACCUUCAAAGACGAGCAGCGCUUCCAGCUGGGCAUCAUGGACGACGCGGCCGAGUGUUUCGAGAACCUGCUCAUGCGGAUACAUUUCCACAUCUCAGAUGAGACCAAGGAGGACAUCUGCACGGCCAAGCACUGCAUCCCACAUCAAAAGUUUGCCAUGACACUUUUCGAACAGUGUGUUUGUAAUAAUUGUGGAGCCACGUCGGAUCCUCUCCCCUUCAUUCAGAUGGUGCACUACAUCUCCACCACCUCUCUCUGCUGCAGUAACCAAGCUGUGCGAAUGCUGGAAUGUAAGGAGAAGCCCACGCCAGACAUGUUUGGAGAGCUUCUCCGCAAUGCCAGCACCAUGGGUGACCUGCGAAACUGUCCGAGUAACUGUGGCGAGGUGUUGCGGAUUCGGCGGGUUCUGAUGAACUGUCCGGAGAUCAUCAGCAUUGGCCUGGUGUGGGACUCAGAUCACUCUGAUCUAGCUGAAGACGUCAUCCACAGCCUGGGCACGUGCCUGCGGUUGGGUGAUCUGUUCUACCGUGUGACGGAUGAGCGGGCCAAGCACUCGGAGCUCUAUCUUGUGGGCAUGGUUUGCUACUACGGCAAGCAUUACUCCACCUUCUUCUUCCAAACCAAGAUACGCAAGUGGAUGUACUUCGAUGACGCACAUGUGAAGGAGAUUGGACCCAAGUGGAAGGAUGUGGUAUCGAGAUGUAUUAAAGGCCACUACCAGCCACUCCUGCUGCUGUACGCUGACCCCCGAGGGACACCCGUGUCAUCGCAGGAUAUGCUGGCAGCACAGCUGGACCUGCACCACAGCAGCAAGGCCGGCUAUGACAGUGAAGACUCCGGGAGGGAGCCCUCAAUUUCAAGUGACACACGCACAGACUCUUCCACAGACAGCUACAGCUACAAGCACUCUCGAUCAAACCAUGAGUCCAUGGCCUCCCAUUUCUCUUCUGACUCUCAGGGAACUGUGGUGUGUAAUCAGGACAGCAGCGGUUCCCAGAACAGCAUGGACACUGCUGGGGAGGUUCUUAAAGACCAGGCCACUCCCCAUUGUACACCAAGGCCCUCUUCUACUGGCCAUCUGCAGGACUAUAAAGAGACUAUGAAUAUGAUCCACAGCAGACCCCUCUCAUCGUCCUCUAGCUCAGGGGUGGGUGGCUCGGAGGCUGGGGCGCGGGCAAGAGAUUGGGAAGAUGAGAGCACCAGCAGUGAGUCCAAGUCCAGCUCCAGUGGAGGGCGCUAUCGGCCCACAUGGAGACCCAGAAGAGAGGCCCUGAACAUUGAUAGUAUCUUUAGCCGGGAAAAGCAUCUGCCGCCUGGCUACACCACGCUCAGACCUUCCCCGCUUCCGGAGAACCCGAUGUCACCAGGGCACAGUGAUCUAGUCUCAGGGGCAGCUGUGGAGGGGUCCAACAUUGCAGCAGCAGAGACGGGGGGCAUGACCGAUGGCUCAGGGAGUAUGCCAGAAACGGGGGUGGAGCAUCUACUGAUCCCUCCACCUCUAAGAGGUGUGGAACAGCAGCCUCGGCUGAUCCAGAGGAUGGAGAGUGGCUACGAAAGUAGUGAGAGGAACAGUAACAGCCCCAUCAGCAUGGACAUUCCCCUCAGCGACAACCCCAGCACCAGUGCUCACAGGGACAGCAGCAGUAAAAGACCCGUGACUUCUGGGCCCUCCUGGCGCACAGUGCCCAAGUCCAAAAGCAGCAGUGCCAUCCUGCAAGACCUCAAAUCACCCACCUGGAGCAGCAGUCCACUGAGUUUGGGAGAGGGGCGCAGUGAACUGGAUGAAUUGCAGGAGGAAGUUGCUCGCAGGGCCAGGCAGCAUGAGCUCCAGAGGAAGAAGGAGAAGGAGAGAGAAGCAGAACAGGGCUUCAACCCUAGACCCAGCAAGUUCAUGGACCUGGACGAACUUCAGCACCAGGGGAAGGGGGGCAGUUUUGAGCACUGCCUGGCGGAGGCUGACUCUCUCUUAGAGCAGUCGCUGCGCCUGGAGCAAGCUGGGGAUACAGCUACAGCCCUGGCGCUCUCCCACCACGCUGUGUCUAAACUAAGAUUUUCCAUGCAUGAGGGCAGUGCUAACACUCAUAGCAGGACUAUGGCUGCUGACGCCAAGCUACAAAAAUGCAUGAGGAGAGCGCGGGGCCUACAGCAGCGCAUGCAGCAACAGCAAGAGCAGCAGCAGGAGCCCAGCCGCCCACAGGGGCCCACCAGUGAACAGCCUGGCCCGGUCCAAGUAUUGUUGACAGACAAUCAGGAAGAGGUCUUUGAGACCAAUCAGGAUUCUGUGCUUGGCUCAGCCUCUCCUCAACACAUGAAAUCACCCUCUUCUUGUACAGACAAAUACAACCCCCGGCCUGCCUUUUCUCAGCCACAGCCCCAAGAGCAUGAUGAACGCAGCAAUUGGUCGACCCAGAGUGAGAACGAAUGGGGUGGCAUCAGAUUAUCAGAUGUUCUCCAAGCAUCAGGCAUUCGGAUCAUGCCCAUACGCAAGCACCUUGCCAUAUCUCUACCCUCUUUGCCCCUUGACUUCUGGGAUGUAUUGGGAGAGGACGAAGAAGUCUCCAGCUGUCAGCACCCUCAAUCUCCAAAUCCUCCUUUGUGGCAGGGCACUGCAAAUAGUCUGGACCGGAUACUCCAAUCCAGCAAUACCAGUUCACCACCCGACCCUGUUGAGGAGAAGGGGCCAGUGCCCCAGCGAGCCCCCAUAUGGCAGACCCUGUGUGCAUCUUCUCAGCCCUGCACCAAAUUGACCCCUCCUGUUGCUGCCCGUCAUUGGUCCUCUUGGAGCCUAGACCGUCCAGAUGCUGUUGUCAACCCCUACAACACACCUUCUGAACAGAACCAGCGGACAGGACCUGCCAUUUCUCAACAAACACCUGGAAGACACCUUGUUCCUCACAGUCCCAUGAGCACCAGAAAGAAGAACAUCCCUAAGUACGCAAAAUUCCAAAGCACGGAGUUGGAACCCACAGAGGCCGAGGACCAGGAACUCUCUGAAUUGGACUCACUUUACCAGGCCAGUCUGCAGGCUGGCCCGGGUCCUGGCCGUGCCCUGCGUGGUACCAGCUCGCCUGCUCUUGCGAGACCAGUACCUCCAGCUGCACGAAAGCUGCUCACUGGAGUUGGACGCUCUAGGACCCCCACAGCUGAGCUUGAGAGAACUGCUUAUGGACCACCAGGUUGUUGCAGCCCUACUGGAUACAUGAACAUGCCUCUGUCAGUGGCCCAUCAAGAGCCUCAGUUAGGAGAGGAAGACCAGUAUGAUGCGGAUCACCUGCGCCGUAUUGCUCGCAGCCUAAGUGGAACAGUCAUCGGGCGUCGCCAAAACCGCCUUUCCAUCUCCCGAAGCUUCGUGGCAAUGGUGCAGGAUGUUCGACAUUCUUUCCCCACAGUGGAUGUUCCAGACCACGCUCACUACACCAUCGGCUCUGUCAUUUUGGCAGUGGGUAUCACUGGCAUGGUGGGAAACUUCUUGGUCAUGUAUGCCUUCUGCAAGAGUAGGAGUCUGAGAACACCUGCCAACAUGUUCAUCAUUAACCUGGCUGUCACUGACUUUCUAAUGUGUGUCACUCAGACACCAAUCUUCUUCACCACCAGUUUGCACAAGAGAUGGAUCUUUGGGGAAAAAGGAUGUGAAUUAUAUGCAUUCUGCGGUGCUCUGUUUGGUAUCUGCUCAAUGAUCACACUCAUGAUCAUUGCAGUAGAUCGAUACUUUGUGAUCACUCGUCCUUUGGCCUCUAUUGGUGUCAUGUCACGCAAACGAGCCCUGUUGAUACUUUCUGCUGCUUGGGCAUACUCUAUGGGCUGGAGCCUGCCUCCGUUCUUUGGAUGGAGUGCAUAUGUCCCUGAAGGUCUGCUGACGUCCUGUUCAUGGGAUUACAUGACUUUCAGUCCUUCUGUACGUGCCUACACAAUGCUGCUCUUUACUUUUGUUUUCUUCAUCCCCCUCUUUGUUAUCAUUUAUUGCUACUUCUUCAUCUUCAGGGCCAUCCGAGAUACCAACAGAGCUGUGGGAAAAAUCAAUGGAGAAGGAGGACCCAGAGACUCUAUCAAGAAGAUGAAUCAAAUGAAAAAUGAAUGGAAGAUGGCAAAGAUAGCACUCAUAGUGAUCCUUUUGUAUGUCAUCUCCUGGUCUCCAUACUCUUGUGUGGCUCUUACUGCUUUUGCUGGCUACGCUGACAUGCUCACACCCUACAUGAACUCUGUGCCUGCUGUGAUUGCCAAAGCAUCCGCCAUCCACAACCCAAUCAUCUAUGCCAUCACUCACCCCAAAUACAGGUCUGCCAUUGCAAAGUAUAUACCAUGUCUAGGAGUGCUGCUAUGUAUACCUCGUAGAGACCGGUUCAGCAGCAGUAGCUUUAUGUCCACAAGACGCUCCACUUUGACUAGCCAGUCCUCAGAGACCAGCAGCAACCUGCACCGUGCCGGGAAGACACGCUUGUCCUCUGUGUCUGAUAGCGAGUCGGGCUGGACGGACACAGAGGCAGAUCUCUCCAGCUCGAGUUCGCGUCCUGCUAGUCGUCAGGUCUCAUCUGACAUCCGAAAAGAUUUAUCUGACUUCAAGCACAGCAGCUCUCUGAGGCUAAAGGUCAAGAGCAGAGACUCAGGUAUCUUCGACAGAACCUCGGCCCAGAGUCUAGCCGAGCCAAACUUGAGCCGGACCUGCACAUACAUCAGUACGGUGAUUGACAAAGAUGAGAUCUCCAUGACUGAGGUCAGCCUGUCCAGUUGUCUUUCGUCCUCUCCAAAUAUUAUGUCAGAGAACGUUGAUGAGAAAAGACAGUUGGCUCGGAUCCCUUCCAUCAUUGUUACAUCAGAAUCCAGUCCUACCCUCCGCAGCGGCGGCCCCUCCAGACAGCUCCCAGGUGCUUCGGUGGACGCAGCUUCUGUCACUGCGGAAACUGCUGGGAUUGACUGAAUACGGGCUGCACUACCACUUAUUUAUACUUCAGGACACCAUCUCGACAGACUCUGGGUCAUCUGACUUAUCCCUUCCUCCUUUUUGUCUCCUUUGCACAGGGCUCAAAAAUGAACCUGCAUGCAGUCACAACUGAGAUCUGAAAUUUGGCUGUGUCAUUAUUGUUGUACUUCUGCCUGUUUUGGGGUGGAAAUGGGCAACCACAGGCUACAGGGUAAACAGUGUCUUUAUGUUUUACAAGAGGACACCCUUUAAGGCUUCUUUUAGUGGUGUGGAGAUGAUCCUCUCCUCUCAGGGAUGAAUAUGGCAGUUCUGUAGGAAAAGCAGCAAUCAGUGUCUCAGUUAUGGAUUGACACUGCUCAGAAUAUGUAUUCAGAUGCAUCCAUCCCUGCUUCAUCGAUAAAAAGGUUGUGCUGUAGGCCAUAGGAAUAAACAGUUCCCUGCGCCUGCACAAGAUCAAAAACAACACAUGAUGUGACGUGAAGAUUCAAACGCCUAGUUUUUACAUAGCCAGAAAUUUUGGUCUAUGAAAUGUAGAGACCUGUCUACAGGUGUACUCUCUCUAGGACAGAAAUGUGGAUUAGUUUAAUGUUUCUUUCAAGGUAAAGUGUGUUAUUUUGUUAUGUACAUAUGUUAAAAUGUUUUAAUUGUAAUGGCUGAUAAAUGAUAAAUGGAUGAUACU